Brassica napus (rape) is the source of this 4606-nucleotide messenger RNA. Its product is annotated as putative F-box only protein 15. The transcript is spliced from 2 exons. Lineage: Eukaryota; Viridiplantae; Streptophyta; Magnoliopsida; Brassicales; Brassicaceae. Gene Ontology annotation, molecular function: protein binding. The record is from RefSeq and is a predicted model, not a curated record. The coding region runs from base 1178 to 2323 and encodes 381 amino acids.
UAUAUAUAAAGAGUAAAGAAAAAUCUACAGAUUUAUGAAAAACUGCAAUUAGCUCAAUCUGAUAAAAAAAAAGAGAGAAAAAAAGAAAUCAUUUUGUAGUAAAGUUUGAUUGGAUUGUAUUUAUAUAUAAAAAGUAAAGAAAAAUCUACAGAUUACCCCUAGAAAAUAUUUGAAGAAUGCAGAGCAUUGUUUGUUUGUAACAUUUUUCUGAUAAAAACAUUUGUAUUGCAAAUGAGUAACAAACUAAACUGAUCAACAACACUAACAGAUUAUUAUUAGAUUGAAUUCCGGAGGGAAAGAAGAAAGAAAGACACGGUUCGGUUGGGUUUACUGAAACUGACACCCAACAAUCUUGAGAGGGUUUAGGUUAUGGUCCAUAGUUGUAUCAUUUUCAACAAAACUUAUGAAACAUGAUACAAUGCUACUAGUAGGAAAGAGCUUUUCGGAACAAUGAUAAUCAGUCCCUUGUUGAGAAUCUUACUCAGGUUUUUUCACUCUCUUAAUCUUCCUUAUUCUCUAACACUUUUUAUAUGUUUUCUCUGUUUUUGUCUGUGCAAAACUUUAUUUUACCGAACUCAUUUUUCAUUCAUUUUUGCUUUCUUUCUUACAAUCAUGUUUACCGGCGCUAAGCAUGUUUCCUAUACUUCUAGUUCUUAUACUCAUCUAUACUUCUAGUUCUUAUACUCAUCUUCUAGUGUUAAACUUAGUUACCUUACUAGUUACAUACUUCUAGUUUCGUAGACUAAUCUUACUAACUAACUAACUCUUAACAUGAAUAUUCACUUGUAACUACUAGUUACAUAACCAACUUCCUUGUUGACCUUGAUUUUGACUUCUCUUCUUUGGUUCGGUUUAACCUUAACCGGUUCGCUUGCUUUAUUUAAUUUCACCGAGUUUAAACGAUUCAUGUUUUUUGUUCGGUUAAAUCUUAAAUCGGUUCGCUUGGUUUAUAGGAAUAGACUAUUAAUUUGGUUUACGCGAUUGUCACCAAUUUGGUUCGGUUUAACGUUAGCCGGUUCGCUUUCCGUAUUUAAUUUCAUUAAUGUGCUUAACCGAUUCAAGGUUUUAGUUCGGUUGAAUAUUUUUAACUGUUUUAACGGUUAUAAAAGAACGAACCACAGAUUGUUAGUUGCUUCCAAGAACCUCUGAAACGACUCGAAUCUUUCAGAGAGCGCCCAUGGAUUCUCCAAAGCGUUCUUGGUCGUUGUCGACGCUGCCACCGGAGUUAAUAGAAGAACUACUCUACAGGGCUCCGCCUGAAUCUCUGAUCCGAGCAAAACCGACGUGCAAGCAAUGGUACUCGCUCAUCACCAGCAAGAGAUUCAUCUACAAUCACCUCGACCGCUCCCGCAAAAGAUUCAUAAGAACCGUUGGUACGGUGCAAAUCUUGGAUCCGGUGACAAGAACACGCUCAGAGACACCACUCCCAAAAGAGUUCCAACGUCCAUAUGGUGUAAGAACGAUGGUUCACUGCGAUGGGCUCUUGCUGUGUAUGUGUGGUUACUUUAAUUACAGAAACACCAACCUCGCGAUUUGGAAUCCCGUUUUGAAGAAAAUCACAUGGAUCAAACCCUCGACGUGUUUCACAACAUCUGAUUACUACGGGAUUGGAUACGACAUCAAGAAGCCUCGUUAUGAGUACAAGAUCCUGAGGUUUACUGAUCACCUCUAUGAUCAUAAUGUUACGUAUGAUGAAGAUGGACCGGAGGUUGAGGUAUACGAGUGCAAGACAAGCUCCUGGAGAACUCUUGACACCGAGGUUGAUUGGCAAGUAGACCUCUCGUGCAAAGGUGCGGCUGUGAUGGGGAACAUGUACUGGGUUGCUAGUAAACAUGAUGAACAAUAUAUUCUAGGUUUCGACUUCUCCGUUGAGAGAUUCAAGGACGUAUGCUUUUGUCCUCCUCCCGCUUUCAAUAACUAUCUAGCUUGUUACAAUGGAGAUAGGUUGUCUUUGCUACAGCAAGAUGAAGAAGAACCAUGGGAUAUUGUGGUGUGGGUUACAAACAAGUUGGCUGAUGUGGAUGUCUCGUUCACCAAGUAUUUCAGUGUGUCCCGACCAGAUGUUCCGGCGUUACUGGACCAUACAGAUAUGGCUAAUCCGGUAUACUUCAUUGGCAAGCAGAAGCGUAUCAUAGCAUGGUGCGAGCGAGAGGUAUUUGGAGGUGAUGAUGAGAUUCCUCCUACUUGCAUCAUUUUCAAUGAAAUCGAUGAGGGUGGGGUAAGAACACAACUUGAGACAGAACGUCACUGCGGGUAUGGCUAUUUUGGGACUUUCUUUUGUGGCUACGUGUACGUUUCAAGUCUGGUCCCUCUUCCUGUGUAAGAGGUGGACAAGAGAGAGAGAGAGAGAGGGUUUUGUUUCAUGUUCUAAGUUUAGUUUUAGUUUUUGUUUGUUGAUCUUAUGCACUAUAAAAAUGUUACUGUAAUCGACAUUGGCUUUUGUUUUAUGACAUUCUUGAGAGGAUUUUAGGUUAUGGUCUAUAUAGUUGUAUCAUUUUCAACAACACAAAUGAAAUCAUUUGGAAAGUGGUCAUAUGUGGUUGGACCAUAAUAAUUAAUGCUCCACAACGUCAUCUAUUCUAUACUAAAAGCACGAUAUAGAGUGAUUUCACAGUGUCCACGUCGACAAAUUUAUUCGGCCAAUCAAAACAUUUCAAUAAUACACGUAUGACCUCCUAAACUGUUGCUUUUGUAUGGGCUUCAAUGUGGUUUUACUGGGCUUCGUCGGUUUCAAACUACCGGUACAAUUAGAAAAAAAAAACCUGAGACGGAUAACACGAUGCUCUCUCCUCUAUCGCUUCGUCUUCACCGUUUUCUCUCCAUCCUUUCAGUUCUCUCGAUCCUCAUAUUAUAAAUAUUCGGCUUUAAGGAAACGGAGAAGGAAAGAAGGAGACCAUAUGGAAAGACAUGCAUUUGAAGAUCUUCACAACCACAUCAAGAGCUCGGCGGUGAUCGUGACGGAGCCCGAUUUCAACGCCAAGAUCUGCCACUUCGGCACCGGGCAGCUCUGUGGGGAAACAGACGGAUCGAGAGAUUCCAAAGCCGUUUGAUUCGAAGGAGUGAUAGGAUACAUGUCGCCGGAUUUUCAGGCUUUGGGGUUGCGACUCAGGAAUCAGACGUGUUCGCCUUCGGAGUCAUGAUGCUUGAGCUUCUCUCCGGCGAGGAGUCGUUGAAGUAUAGGUAUGAGAAAUCGACCGGGGAUUUUGAACGGACUUUGGUGAUUGAAAUCGCGAAAGCGGUGGUUGACGGCGGAGAUGGUGGUGACGUAGGGGGCGGUUGAGGAGGUGGAUGGAUCGGAGGUUGGGGGAUUCGUUUCCGGUGACGGUGGAGGAGAAGUUAAUGCGGUUGGCGUUGGAGUGCGUCGAGGAUGAGGCGGUGAACCGGCCGGAGAUGGGAAGAGUCACCGGAAAGAUAUCGCAAUUGUAUUUGGAAUCGGAGAAAUGGUUGGCGAAUAUGAAGACUUCCUUUCCAGGUUUCAGAAGUCUCAUUUCUUUGUUAGGAUCGCAGAGUCUGGUGAGCCGCUUUGGUCAAAGAAACCUCUGUGUUGGGAGAUACAAAGCUAGAGGAAAAGCGGGAAAAAGAGACCUUGUGUUAGUGCUUUUUUAGAUAGAGGAGAGUUUGAUCUUAAUGUUGCUGGAGGUGUAGCAAGAAGUAAGGCAAAAUGUUGUGCCUUACCCAAUGGAGACACAUGAUGGUAAUUCUUAUAAGUUGUUGUUUUAACCUACUGAUUCUCACACAAUGCCUUUAUUUGGAAGGGUGAAGGUCUCUUUACAAGUUUAUAUCGCUGACUGUCCCAAUGAACCAAUCAUUGAGAUACUGCAGUUUGAGAAGCAUCAAGACAUGGACCAACUUUCUGAUCAUGAACACAAGGAUCCAUAUGGGAACCUUUUGAAGUGGUUGAUACCGUUGGAUAACACUAUUUCUCAGCAACCCCGUUACCUCCUAUAAGCUCUACCCCAGAUAUCAGCAGCAGUGCACACAAGCCAUUACUCUCUUCUGGCUCAGGAUCUCAGCUCUUCUCAUUCGUCCAUUUUAGAAGCUACUCCAUGUUAGCUCUGCCGGCGCCGUGUUUAUAGUUUCUGUACGUAUGUGUUUGUGGAAGCUUAAGCGUUUUGGUUUCAUGUCUUACAGCAGUGCACACAAGCCAUUACUCUCUUCUGGCUCAGGAUCUCAGCUCUUCUCAUUCGUCCAUUUUAGAAGCUACUCCAUGUUAGCUCUGCCGGCGCCGAACACUGCACCAGUUACUGGACCGUAAAAACUGAAAGCUCCAAACCAUCAUUUGACCUUGAAGACUGGAACUGUUACUCAGGUCAAACAUUAUGGAACGGUCACAAGUCUGGGACUGAAGAGCGCUUAUCUUUCCGGGGUGUCCCUUUGGAGCGGGAUAAAUUCUCUGUUCGUUGUGGACGUGAAGGCAUAUGCAUUCCUGGUAAGAAGAUGGAGGAAGAAACUCGAAAUCAUUCAACCUAUUGAUAUCAAUUCUUUUACAGCUGAUUGUAAUACAGAUAAACAUUUAAUAUAAAUAGUUUUAAAUUUUUAUAAUAAAUUCUAAUGUAUAUAUGUAACAUAGUCAUAUUUAAUAUAAUAUGGGUAUAUUUUGUUAACU